Brassica oleracea var. oleracea is the source of this 822-nucleotide messenger RNA. RefSeq names its product zinc finger protein STAMENLESS 1-like. The transcript has a single exon. Lineage: Eukaryota; Viridiplantae; Streptophyta; Magnoliopsida; Brassicales; Brassicaceae. Gene Ontology annotation, molecular function: DNA-binding transcription factor activity. The record is from RefSeq and is a predicted model, not a curated record. Bases 22 to 822 code for a protein of 266 amino acids.
ACUAAAGAAAAAUAUAUUGAUAUGGAGAACCAAGUUAUGUCUUCUGCAAGCUCUUCCCUGGCCCAACUCGAAAAAUGCAAUGACAUUAACGUGGCUGUGGAGGAGUCCAAGGAGACGGCAACGGAGAACAACAAUCCGGGACUAGGGUCUGAUUCUCAGGAAGUUGUGACUGAAAGGAGGAGUGAGAACCCUAGUCUCGGAUCUGGUGCUGUCCCAACAGGAAACGGCUUCAUUUGUCGCUUUUGCAAUAAGCGGUGCUCAUCCUCUCAAAGCCUAGGUGGUCACAUGAACUCGCACACGAGGGAGCUACAGUGGGAAAGGAAGCAGAAGGAGAUGGAACAACAGUUCCAUCGUCAGUGGAUAUUAAGUCAAUAUUCACAAGGUGCUUUAUCAAAUGAUAAUAAUCUUGGGAACACUUCUGAACCUUUCAAACGCAUAUGUACCGGCCUUUAUCCAUCUUUCAAUAGCGGACUCAUGGACAUGAAUAUGACCGUAGUUCCUCGCAUGGCUCCUACUGGUUUCUUCUCAGGGAACACUUUCACUAACGGUUCCUUUUCAGGGGGACUUGAGCCAAUACCCUCCUACAACAACUAUCCCCCGAUGCUCCCUAGAAACGUUCCUCCUUUUCCUCCACAUAGGACUACCAAUCUUCCUAGCUAUUGGUAUCCGCAAGAGAAUGUAUUGAACGAGGAGGAUGUCAUCUUAAAGCUAGGAAAUGACAAUAUUGUGGAGAUUGAUGAUGAUGAUGAUGCUGAUGCUGAUGCUGUUGAUCAGCCAGAAGAAGGGACAUCUAAGAGCUGGGGCGCUGAUCUAUCCCUUUAA